Oxyura jamaicensis (ruddy duck) is the source of this 641-nucleotide messenger RNA. RefSeq names its product protein MRP-126. Bases 104 to 475 code for a protein of 123 amino acids. Gene Ontology annotation, molecular function: calcium ion binding. The record is from RefSeq and is a predicted model, not a curated record. The transcript has 3 exons. Gene Ontology annotation, biological process: endothelial cell migration. Lineage: Eukaryota; Metazoa; Chordata; Aves; Anseriformes; Anatidae. Gene Ontology annotation, cellular component: cytoplasm; extracellular exosome.
ACAUUUCACAACGGGGGGGCAGCGCAGGCGGACGGGCUAUAAGAGGUGCCACGCUCCAGCCCCGCCGCAGGUCAGCCCAGGACGGUCUCGCUGCUUCGUCAACAUGAGCAAGGGCUGCCAGACCCAGGGACCGCUCUCCGAGCUGGAGAAGUCCAUAGAUGUCAUCAUCGAUGUCUUCCACCAGUAUUCGAGACGGGAAGGGGACAAGGACACCCUGACCAGGAGGGAGCUGAAGCUCUUGAUUGAGAAGCAGCUCGUGAACUACCUGAAGCACGUGAAAAACCAGGUCUCCAUCGACCAAAUCUUCAAGGACCUGGACUCCAACAAGGACGAGCAGCUGAGUUUUGGCGAGGUGAUGCUCCUGAUCAUCCGGGUGACUGUCGCCACCCACGAGCACCUCCACUUCUGUGAGGACAGGCAGCACCAGCAGCAGCACCAGCAGCAGCACCAGCAGCAGCACCAGCACAACCACUGAAGCGAGCUGUGCUCUGCGGCCGAGGGCUCCCACCCCGUGCUUCUCCCCUGGCUUCUCCCCUCCACCCCUCUGCUCCCCCUCUCCGUUCCUCUCUGCCUGCCUCACUCCCUUCAAGUUGGAUGGUUUUGCUGCCAAAUAAAGAUUUGCCCCGAGGCUGUCAAAGUUC